UAUAUGGUCAGAGUUACAUUUGAUAUUUAUCGAUAGAUGCAAUUGCACUCGAUAUGCCGCACUUGAAACUGUGAUAGCACUAGAGUCCAAGCAAAACAAACGACGCUCAACAUAAAUAUUGCAAACAUGGAUAUUUGCCGGGUUUGUCUCAACAGCACAGUUACGCUAGUGGACAUAUUUGCCAAGCGUGAGCAAGUAGAUCAGGCCAAUCCGGAGCCCUGCCUGGCGGAUAUGCUCAACGAGAUCGCCGUGUGUCACGUUAAGCUCGACGAUACAUUUCCGCAACACAUUUGCCUCAGCUGCGUGCUGGGCGCUCAAAAUGCCUGGCGAUUCAAAAACAAAUGCGAAUCCAGCUACAAACAGUUAAUAGCAAUUAAGGAGCAGCAGCAACAAAAAGAACAACAACUACAGCAACAGCAGGAGCAACAAUUGAAAGCCAAAGAAGAAAUUGUGUGUGAAGAAAGUAAAAUCAUUGAAAUCAAGCUGGAACCGCUUGAAGUGGAAAAGGAAACAACAACCCAAGCGAUUACCUUAAAGCCUUACAAAUGUGGCAUGUGCAGCAAAGCAUUUGCUGAUGUCACCAUAUUACGAGUGCACAAGAAGUGGCAUGCAGAGAUCCGGAGUAAAGCACAAGCGGCCGUGGCACAAGUGACACGAAAACCAAUUGAGAAACUGCAGAAAACAGUCAAAACCAAAAAGGAGAUAAAAAAGUUUCGCAAGAGGACUACGGAUACUUCAGAUCGACCAUUUCAGUGCACCGAAUGCAAUCAAGGCUUUUUCAAGAAUCUACACUUAACGCGGCAUAUGCGAAUACAUACCGGGGAAUGUCCCUACGAAUGUCCUUAUUGUUCCGAGGCCUUUUAUAGGAGCGACUAUCGUAAGAGGCACAUCGAGUAUGAGCACAAAGUUACCGAUCCUGCACCCAAACUAAGGUCAAGGCGGGCGUCAAAGUGAUGAUGAUUGGCCUAGGAGUUGAUUUAGGAAUAACCAUAAACAUGUACCAUAAAAAAGGAAGAACCUCAUUGCUUAAUGUUGGAGUUUAGAAGCCAAAACAGAAGAUUUUAAAUAGAAAACACAGUAUCAAUAUUUUAAAUAAUAGCAAAUCUUUGUAAAAGGUUUUCAAGAAAAUGAUUCACGACGUCUCAUUGUUGAAAUUCAAUGCGUAAAUUUGAUUACCGAACGUUAUUUAACAAGCUAUAUUUUAAAUUAUAUUAUAUAUUUUAAUUAAAAUAAAUAACUUAAGAAAACCAUUUCAUUUUGCAACUCUUCCGCAAUACACUUUGUUGAAUCUUGAAACUUCCAUCUACUCCGAUUUUGAGAUAAAUCUGGAUUCGACAAGAUCUCACAAUAAAA
Messenger RNA from Drosophila albomicans, 1353 nucleotides. RefSeq names its product zinc finger protein 570-like. Lineage: Eukaryota; Metazoa; Arthropoda; Insecta; Diptera; Drosophilidae. The transcript has 3 exons. Gene Ontology annotation, biological process: regulation of transcription by RNA polymerase II. Gene Ontology annotation, cellular component: nucleus. Bases 127 to 954 code for a protein of 275 amino acids. The record is from RefSeq and is a predicted model, not a curated record. Gene Ontology annotation, molecular function: RNA polymerase II cis-regulatory region sequence-specific DNA binding; zinc ion binding; DNA-binding transcription activator activity, RNA polymerase II-specific.